GAAGAAACGGAAAAGGGAAAAAAGAAGGAACAAAGGAUGAAGAAUAUGUACCUGAUCAGAUAAUAUGAAGUGGGUGAACCGCCAUGGCGCAGUUUGAUCCCAUCUCAGGUCGCAUUUUUAUAGCAGUUUUUUCUUUUGGAAAAGACGAAAAUGGGCUGGGCCCAUCAUGGACGAGGGGUGUGCGCCCUGUACGGUUAACGCUAUAACGGGCGCUUAGAGCGCCGUUUAGGAUUUGCCGCUCUGCAAUAGGCGUAUGCAGAAACACAGACGGUCAGUGGGUUCCAUCGUUUCUAAGGUUCCCUUUUAAAUGGUGAGGCCCUCUUUAUACACCAUAGCCCUUUCUUUCAUAAAAAGGUAUUGCGAACUUGUAUAGUUCACAUUCUUUGGCUCUACCAAUCCAUUAUAGAGUAAACAACUCUUUUCACAAUAAGAGUUAUUUAUACAGUGACGGUAUUUAAUUAUGAAAGUUGGCUAAGUAGCUGACCUGUUAGUCAGAUAAAGGAGCAUAAACCUUUUUCUUUUUAUUACUAUUUUCUCCGCUUAAUGGAUAACCAUGAUCAUCCAUGGAGUCAAGGAGAUUGCAGUGCUAGAAGCGAUCGCUUGUCGCGAAGCUAUGUAUCUUGUUGAGGAUUUGCUACUUCAAAAUUUUAUUGUCGCCUUCGACUCGAAACAAGUGAUAAGCGACAUUGAGAAGGGAACGAACAUUACCUAUGGACACAUUAUCAAGGAGGUCAAGCACUGAGCAUCAAACUUCAAUUGCAAAUUCAUUUUCAAAGGCCGAGCAACGAACACAUAUGCAAAUAGACUAGCUAAAUUUUCGAAUUCUCUCGAUGAGGGGCGUCAUGUUUGGUUUCAACUCCACGAUAUUUUUUGUAUCCCACUUCAUGUGACUUUUGAUCAAUAAAGUUUAGCCAUUAUAUAUCCUAAAAAGAACAGACGCAUCGUCGUUUUUGUUGCCUCAAAAAGGAAAAGAAAAACUUUCCCUCAAAAAAAAAAAGAAAAAAAACUCCCCUGAAGAAAAGGAAAAGAAAAACAGACGCACCGUCGUACCGCUACAAUAUAUACGGCCGAGACCCAGUAAGACAAAUCUACUCUGGAUUUCUGAUCUAGUCUAUCUAUACCAAACAGUAGUUCGAAACCUCGGGAGGACGAUCGAGAUGGCGACUUCCAUGGUGACGGACUUCGGCGACGGCCACUGCAUCGUGGCGUUCGACCAGGACCACGUCCACACCACCCUGACCUCCUCCGGCGGCGUCGUCGACGAGUGGCUGGACCUCAUCUACCGCAUCCACCGCCGCCGCCUCGACCGCCUCGUCGUCGGCCUCGACGUCGAGUGGCGCCCCUCGUUCCGCGGCCUCCCGCCGGGCCCCGUGGCGCUGCUGCAGCUGUGCGUCGGCCGCCGCUGCCUCGUCUUCCAGAUCCUCCGCGCCGACUACGUCCCGGACUCCCUCUUCGACUUCCUCGCCGACGGCCGCUUCACCUUCGUCGGCGUCGGGGUCUACGGCGACGCGCAGAAGCUCAGCGCUCACUACGGGCUGGCGGUGACGAACACGGUGGACCUGCGCUACCUCGCCGCGAACACGCUGGGGAAGCCGGCGCUGCGGCACACCGGGCUGCAGGGUCUCGUGUGGCAGGUGAUGGGCGUAUGGCCCGAGAAACCGCACCACGUGCGGGUCAGCGCCUGGGACGCGCCGCGGCUGACGCGGGAUCAACUGCAGUAUGCUUGCGCCGACGCCUUUGCAUCGUUCGAGGUUGGCCGGAGGCUGUACGACGGCGACUAUUAGGUUAAGGGUGCCAAUGCCAUCUGCUUAGUUUUCUAGGGUUAUUAGGUGAAUAGUGUUACCUUUUGCUUUGCAUCCCAAGCAUGUCGUAUGGAGUUUGCCCUGGUGUUGGAACUUGAAACUUUACAGAACUUGAAACUUUACAAGAUACUUCCUCCGUUUUUAAAUAUAAGUUCUUUAGAGAUUUCAAUAUGAA
Aegilops tauschii subsp. strangulata is the source of this 1977-nucleotide messenger RNA. RefSeq names its product 3'-5' exonuclease-like. Gene Ontology annotation, cellular component: nucleus; cytoplasm. The record is from RefSeq and is a predicted model, not a curated record. Gene Ontology annotation, molecular function: nucleic acid binding; 3'-5' exonuclease activity. Lineage: Eukaryota; Viridiplantae; Streptophyta; Magnoliopsida; Poales; Poaceae. Gene Ontology annotation, biological process: nucleobase-containing compound metabolic process.